AGAUCCAGGCCCAGCUCCGCAUGGCGACGCACGGCGAAGGGGGCUUCACCGUCUUUGUGGGCCUUAACGGCUCGAGGGAAGAGCUGGGGCUGGAGCCCACCAACUACUACGUUUACCCAGGAUGUGACCUGGAUGAAAUGGUGAGUCGCUACCUGGCGUCUCCCAGAGAAGAAGCUGCCAAGAACAUCCCCCUCCUCUUCAUCACCUGCCCCUCGGCCAAGGACCCCACCUGGGAAAAGAGGUACCCAGGCAAAUCCACGCUGGCCAUCGUGACCUUCGCCAAAUACGAGUGGUUUGAGGAGUGGAAGGACAAGCAGGUCCUGAAGCGGGGAGACGAGUACGAGGAGCUGAAGGGCACCUUUGUGGACACCAUCAUGCAGACCGUCUUCAAGCUCUACCCUCGCGUCGAGGACAGGAUCGAGUACAUCUCUGGGGGGACGCCCGUCACCAACCAGCACUACCUGGCCAGCCUGAAAGGGGAGUUUUACGGCAUGGACCACGACAUGGCGCGCCUGCAGGCCGAGACCAUCGCCACUUUCAGGGCGCAGACGGCCGUCCCCAACCUCUACCUGACAGGGCAGGAUCUGUGUCUGUCCGGCUUCAUGGGGGCGCUGCAGGGAGCCCUCAUGUGCGCCAGCGCCGUGCUGAAGCGCAACCUCUACGUGGACGCGGUGCAGCUGAAGAGGCGCACGCAGGCCGCCCGCGCCAAAAAGCUGGACUGA
This is a messenger RNA of Mesitornis unicolor (brown roatelo), 722 nucleotides long. Its product is annotated as putative all-trans-retinol 13,14-reductase. The transcript has 5 exons. The record is from RefSeq and is a predicted model, not a curated record. NCBI's taxonomy places the organism in Eukaryota, Metazoa, Chordata, Aves, Mesitornithiformes, Mesitornithidae. The annotation marks the transcript as partial.